UUUCGCCUCUGCUCUGCUGACAGAAAACCUUCCCCCAUGCCUCCCCCCCAUGUGCCUUCUUAUCACGGCGUCGCCACCGCCGCCGCGCGCACCAACGAUCUUCCUAACCCAAUGUGACACCAGACAGCCAGCAGCCUCCACACCACCACCACCACCACCAUGCCGGAAUCCUACUCCGCCCCGUGGUGGCUCGCCACCACCGCGUGCUCCCUGCCGCCGGCGUCGACGUCCUCCCUGGCCGACGGCCUCGCGUUCCUCUUCCUCUCCCCAUGCCCGCAGCGCGCGCUCCUCGGCGCCGUCGACCUCCUCUUCCUCCUCGCCGCGCUGUACCUCUCCAUCCGCGCCCGCCUCCGCCCCCGCGGCACCCAGCAGGAGGAGGAGCCGCUGCUCGCCAAGCCAACGGCGGCGGCAGCGGCGCCCCGUGGCGGCGGGAGAAGCUUCCGGCACCGUGUCGCGCUCGCGGCGUCCACGGCGCUCGCGGCCGCGUCGCUCGUGCUGCUCGCGCUCGCGCUCCUGCUCCUCCCGGGGCCCGCGUCGUGGCGCGCGGUCCAGUGCGCCUUCCUCGCCGCGCAGUUCCUGGCGCACCUCGCGGCCGCGGGGACCGUCGCGGCGGAGAAGACGGCGGCCACGGCGGCGGGGCGCGCCCAUCCGGUGCACCUCCGCCUCUUCUGGGCCCUGACCGCGGCGAUUGGCGCGCUCUUCUCCGGGUCCGCGGUCGCGCGCUACGCUGCCGGGGCGCCCAUCCUCCCCGACGACCCCAUCGCGUUCGCCGGGUUAGUCCUGUCGCUCCCUCUGCUCUACUUCGCCGUCGACGGCUCUAGUGGCCUCGGUGAUCCGGCGGCCACAACGGCCAUCGAGGAGGAGCGAAACGGUGCUUCUGAUCCUGUCGCGGCUCCUGUCACGUCUUACGCCACGGCGUCGUGGCUCUCGCUCGCGACCUUCAGCUGGAUCAGCCCACUCAUCGCCAAGGGCUCCAGAGCGGCUCUUAGCGCCGAAGAAGUGCCGCCGGUGGCGCCCUCCGAUACCGCCGUGGCAGCGUACACGCUGUUCCUGUCCAACUGGCGGGUGCUGGUGGCUCCGGGGUCCAAGCCCAAGCACCCAGUGAUCACCGCACUGAUGCGAUCCUUCUGGCCUCAAUUCUUGCUCACGGCCGUGCUUGGCUUGGCGCACCUUUCUGUCAUGUACAUCGGGCCGUCGCUCGUGGACAGGUUCGUCCAGUUUGUUCGACGCGGCGGAGAGAUGACCGAAGGGCUGCAGCUCGUCGCUAUCCUCCUCGCUGGUAAGGCUGCUGAGACCCUCGCGUCGCACCACUAUGAGUUUCAGGGGCAGAAGUUGGGGAUGCGCAUCCAUGCUGCUCUGCUUGCGGUGGUGUACCGGAAGGCUCUGCGGCUGUCCACGGGGGCACGACGCGCGCAUGGCACCGGCACGAUUGUGAAUUACAUGGAGGUGGAUGCAGAGGAGGUGGCCAAUGUCACGCACGAGCUCCACAACCUGUGGCUCAUGCCACUGCAGAUCGCGGUUGCUCUGGCCCUGCUCUACACCCACCUCGGCCCAUCCGUGCUUACUGCGGUUGCCGCCAUCGCUGUGGUCACCGUGGUUGUGGCCCUCGCGAACCGCCGCAACAUGGAGUACCAGUUCAAGUUCCUCGGCAAGCGCGAUGAGCGAAUGAAGGCCAUCACCGAAUUGCUUAACUAUAUACGCGUGAUCAAGCUCCAGGCAUGGGAGGAUACUUUCGGCUCCAAGAUUCGCAAGCUCAGGGAGGCCGAACUUGGGUGGCUGGCCAAGUCCAUGUACUUCAUGUGUGCCAACACAAUUGUACUCUGGAGCGGCCCGCUCGCCAUGACCGUGCUUGUGUUCGGCACGUGUGUGCUGACAGGUGUCAAGCUCGAUGCUGGCAAGGUGUUCACGGCCACGGCAUUCUUCCGAAUGCUUGAUGGACCCAUGCAGAGCUUUCCGGAGGCAAUUGCUGCCGUGUCGCAGGCAACUGUGUCACUGGGUAGGCUUGACAGAUACCUGCUCGACGCAGAGCUCGACAAUGACACCGUGGAGCAUGUCCAUGAUACCGGCAUUGGCGCAGCAGACUGGGUGGUUGUGAUGGUGCACGAUGGCACCUUUGCAUGGGAUGUGAGGGGCAAGGACAAUGAAAACGAAGACGUGGAAAACGACGACGAUGAAGGUGAGGAGGAUGAGAAAAAUGUGGAGGAAACACCAGUGCUGGAGACAGUGCUGAAGGGAAUUAAUAUGGAGGUAAGGAGAGGCGAGCUUGCGGCGGUGGUUGGAACGGUUGGGUCUGGCAAGUCGUCGCUGCUGUCCUGCAUUAUGGGGGAGAUGGACAAGGUCUCAGGCAAGGUUACCGUUUGUGGGAGCACUGCAUAUGUUGCACAGACCGCUUGGAUCCAAAAUGGGACCAUUCAAGAGAAUAUCUUAUUCGGACAGCCAAUGGAUACUGAAAGAUAUAAAGAAGUUACAAGGUCUUGUUGCCUGGAGAAGGAUUUGGAAAUGAUGGAAUUUGGUGACCACACUGAAAUAGGAGAGCGAGGGAUCAAUCUCAGUGGUGGGCAGAAACAGCGUAUUCAGCUUGCCAGAGCAGUUUAUCAAAAUUGCGAUAUAUAUCUCCUUGAUGAUGUCUUUAGUGCUGUUGACGCACAUACCGGUUCACAUAUCUUUAAGGAAUGUCUAAGGGGCGUGCUCAAGGGAAAGUCCAUUUUACUUGUGACUCACCAAGUGGAUUUCUUGCAUAACGUGGACAAAAUAUUUGUCAUGAAAGAUGGUAUGAUUGCGCAAUCUGGAAAGUAUGAUGAGUUACUAGAAGCAGGCUCAGGUUUUGCGGCUCUUGUUGCUGCUCAUGAUAGUUCAAUGGAACUGGUGGAACAAAGUCGACAAGUAGAGAAGACUGAACAUUCUCAGCCUCCUGCAGUAAUCAGAAUCCCUUCUCUUCGCUCUAGAUCCAUUGGAAAGGGUGAGAAGAUGCUCGUUGCACCAGAAAUACAAGCAGCUACUUCUAAGAUUAUACAAGAAGAGGAAAGGGAGAGUGGUCAAGUAAGUUGGCGUGUGUACAAGCUCUACAUGACAGAGGCUUGGGGUUGGUGGGGGAUUGUGGGCAUUUUUGCUUUGGCAUUGGUGUGGCAAGGUUCUGAUAUGGCUAGCGACUAUUGGCUGUCAUAUGAAACAUCAGGCAGCAUUCCGUUUAAUCCUUCCAUGUUUAUUGGAGUGUAUGUUGCCAUAGCUGCUGUUUCAAUGGUCCUUCAAGUAAUCAAAACUCUUCUUGAGACAGUCUUGGGACUUCAAACAGCUCAGAUCUUUUUCAGCAAGAUGUUUGACAGCAUUUUGCAUGCCCCAAUGUCAUUUUUUGACACUACGCCUUCAGGAAGGAUUCUUAGUCGGGCAUCAUCUGAUCAAACAACCAUUGAUGUUGUGCUGGCAUUUUUUGUUGGCCUGACAAUAUCAAUGUACAUUUCAGUAUUGAGCACCAUAAUUGUUACUUGUCAGGUCGCAUGGCCGUCAGUUAUAGCUGUAAUUCCACUUCUACUAUUGAAUAUUUGGUACAGGAAUCGCUAUCUUGCAACUUCUCGGGAGCUAACUCGACUUGAAGGAGUAACAAAGGCACCAGUUAUUGAUCACUUUACUGAGACUGUUGUAGGUGCUACUACCAUAAGGUGUUUCAAGAAGGAAAACGAUUUUUUUCAGGAGAAUUUAGACAAAAUCAAUUCAAGUUUGCGCAUGUACUUCCACAACUAUGCAGCAAAUGAAUGGCUCGGGUUCCGACUGGAGCUGAUUGGAACACUCGUAUUGUCAAUUACUGCUUUUCUCAUGAUCAGCUUGCCUAGCAAUUUUAUCAAAAAAGAAUUUGUUGGCAUGUCUCUUUCAUAUGGCCUUUCCCUCAAUUCGCUGGUGUACUUUGCAAUAUCCAUUAGCUGUAUGUUAGAAAAUGAUAUGGUUGCUGUGGAGAGGGUAAAUCAGUUUAGCACUCUUCCUUCUGAGGCGGCAUGGAAAAUAGAAGACCAUCUUCCUUCUCCGAGUUGGCCCAUUCAUGGAGAUAUUGACAUUAAGGAUCUAAAGGUUAGGUAUCGACCAAAUACACCUCUUAUUCUCAAAGGCAUUACUGUAAGCAUUAGAGGUGGUGAAAAGAUAGGAGUUGUUGGAAGGACAGGCAGUGGCAAAUCAACUUUGAUCCAAGCAUUAUUCAGGCUUGUAGAGCCUGCAGAGGGGAAAAUGAUCAUUGAUGGAGUAGACCUAUGCACAUUGGGUCUGCAUGAUCUUAGGUCCCGCUUCGGCAUAAUUCCUCAGGAACCAGUUCUAUUUGAAGGGACAAUUCGAAGUAACAUUGAUCCAAUUGGACAGUAUUCAGAUGCUGAAAUAUGGCAGGCAUUGGAGCGUUGCCAGCUGAAAGACGUAGUAGCUUCAAAACCUGAAAAGCUUGAUGCUCUAGUGGCUGAUAGUGGUGAGAACUGGAGCGUAGGCCAAAGACAGCUUCUUUGUCUUGGUCGUGUGAUAUUAAAGCAGAAUCAAAUCUUGUUUAUGGAUGAGGCUACUGCUUCAGUUGAUUCUCAAACAGACGCCACAAUUCAGAAGAUCACACGGCAAGAAUUUUCGUCAUGUACGAUAAUUAGCAUCGCACACAGAAUACCAACAGUGAUGGACUGUGAUAGAGUUUUGGUGCUGGACGCAGGCCUGGUCAAGGAAUUUGAUGCUCCAUCGAGGUUGAUCGAACAACCGUCCCUCUUCGGGGCAAUGGUCCAGGAGUAUGCCGAUCGGUCGUCCAAUCUGUAACUUGCUCUGUCAUACUGCAAAUGUUGUCAGGAAAUAAAUAAGAAGCUGUUUUGAUAGGUUGACUAUAUGAGUGUAUAUAGCGCAAUAUAUCGAAAGAUAUAAAAACCGUUGUUAGCUACUGGCUUUAUGUCCAGCUAGCAUCCACAGAAAUGCGUCUUCUUGGUUGGGUGAUAUUGUAUCACUCGAGCUUAACAGUUAACAUUUUGCUCUUGGAUGCAGUUCUAAGUUACAACUUGACGCCGUUGUAAAAAAAAGUUGCAUCUUGACUGGAUGCAGAAAACCACGACAAUUGAAUCAAGCAUAACAAAAUUUCACAACUA
Messenger RNA from Brachypodium distachyon (stiff brome), 5090 nucleotides. RefSeq names its product ABC transporter C family member 14. The transcript has 11 exons. Gene Ontology annotation, cellular component: vacuolar membrane; plant-type vacuole. The record is from RefSeq and is a predicted model, not a curated record. The coding region runs from base 160 to 4770 and encodes 1536 amino acids. NCBI's taxonomy places the organism in Eukaryota, Viridiplantae, Streptophyta, Magnoliopsida, Poales, Poaceae. Gene Ontology annotation, biological process: transmembrane transport. Gene Ontology annotation, molecular function: ATP binding; ABC-type transporter activity; ATP hydrolysis activity.